AUAGGCAAAACUCAAACUCGAAAAGCCACAAUGUUUCCCAAAUACUUUCUUCUCCUUCUUCUCGCAGUUGUGCUUCUUACCACAACUCAAGCACUGAAGCAUCCCUUCAACUCCAACCAAGAACGUAUUCCAUCCACCGACCUCACCCACGGAAAGCUCCCGACCACCAUCACUGAUCCAAACGAAGAAUCCAAAUUCUUCAGGAGGCCAUCUCCCUACAAGAAACCCUACAAGAGGCCACCCUACAAGAAGUAUCCACCCUAUAAGAAACGCCCUCCAUACAAGAAGUACCCACCCUCUUCUCACUAAAUGGCAUCCAAAACAAAAGUUGUGGCCAUGGACAAUGUGGCAUCUGUUUAAUUUCUUUGAUAAAUAAGUGGUGCUAUAAGCUCCGAGUCCUAGGGUAAUACUUGGAAGCUCAUGAAGUUGGCACUUAUGUAAUAUGUGUUAAUCCAAACUUUAUAUCUCUGAUAUAUUGUUGUAUUAUUUGUCUCUACGUUAUUAUUGCUUUCCUUAUCGUAUAAUAAUCUAAAGUUUAAAUAAAUUUACUA
Cucumis sativus (cucumber) is the source of this 551-nucleotide messenger RNA. RefSeq names its product proline-rich protein (gene PRP1). NCBI's taxonomy places the organism in Eukaryota, Viridiplantae, Streptophyta, Magnoliopsida, Cucurbitales, Cucurbitaceae. The record is from RefSeq and is marked validated.